ACGAUAUUCCACUCGUUUUACAGUUUCACACUUGCACUCUCACAGAGAGAUACACACACUCACACACACACACACAUAUAUAUAUAUAUAGAGGGAGAGAUUCCUGCUGCUGUCAUUGAAGAUUUAACGACUGCGGAGGUCUACAAUAAAUACUUUCACCAUUUUCACGCCGUUGCCGCGGCCACACUUCGAUUCCUUUCCUUAUUCUCGUGGUAAUUACUCUCAUCUACCAACGCAUUUUAGGUAUUCACUGCAAAUUCACCUCGCAGCAUUUCGAAUCGGCUCCGGAAUAGAUCGAAAUUCGAAGUUAUUGAGGCUUCCAUAAUGUCUGAGAUAGCUGUCAGAGAUAAUAAUGUACCUGAGUCUCAGAGGAUAAAUGGAGGCUUCAGUAAUGGAAAAGUAGUAAAAGCUCAGGUUGAAGGUGUGAGCGAAAACACUGAAGAAAUUCAAAGGAAAGGGUUAGCUGCAGUGGUUGGCCCUUCCGCUAAGAUGGACGAAACAGAAAACUCUGAAGUAGUGAUAACCAGUAUAGAAGUAGAGUACAUUGAGUCUGAGGAUUUGAAGGAUGUAGAAGAUGUGGAUGAUUGUCUGAAGGCACUAUUAUCAGGACUUGGCUCCAAAGACUGGGUUACAGUGUGUGAUGCACUGAACAAUGUUCGUCGAUUUUCUAUAUUUCACAAGGAAGCUAUUGUUAGUAUGUUGGAAGAAGUCAUCUCCUUAGUCGUGAAAUCCCUAAAGAAUCCAAGAAGUGCUGUCUGCAAAACUGCAAUUAUGACUGCCGCAGACCUUUUCAAAGCAUAUAAGGACAGCAUCAUCGAUUCAUUGGAUCCAUUGCUGGUUCAACUUCUCCUCAAAUCUUCACAAGACAAGAAAUUCGUUUGUGAGGCAGCUGAAAGUGCAUUAGUAGCCUUGACAAGCUGGGUUUCUCCUGUUCUGUUGCUACCCAAGUUGCAGCCUUAUGUUACAAAUAGGAAUCCUCGAAUUCGAGCUAAGGCUUCUAUCUGUAUUUCCCGAAGUGUCCCACGGCUGGGAAUGGAUGGAAUUCAAGAAUACGGGAUAGACAAACUGAUCGUAAUAGGAGCGUCUCAGCUCAGCGACCGGCUUCCCGAGUCCAGGGACGCAGCUCGCGCUCUGCUGUUAGAGCUUCAGUCUGCAUACGAAAAAUCUCAAGCUCCGGAACCAACUGCUAUACCCGAGCAACCUCAAGUCCCAGAACCUACAGAUGUACCCGAACAGCCUGCUAUAGUAUCUUGGGAGGACUUCUGCCAAUCAAAGCUGUCGCCUUUAAGUGCUCAAGCCGUCCUUCGCGUUACCAACUCUGCUCGGGAGGUAGGUUCAUAGCAUAAACGUACACGAGCUUUUAGCCGGUAAUAUUUUCCCCGGUCUGUCGUCGUCAUCGUGGUGAGACUUAAAAAGUUUUAUACUUGUAUAUACCAUGAAAGUUUGGAGUGCUUGCAGAGAGGGAUGAGGUGAAGCACGUAUUUGUGCUAUAUGAUUUUACGCUUGUGGCGAAAUUUAAGACUAGCAAUAUUUCAUAUAAUUGCGUGUUGUUAUUUUUCUAAUGAUUUUUGCUUUGAUUGUAAAUUGUUAUGUGGAGCUAUGGCAUAUUUUUCUUACUGUUA
Salvia hispanica is the source of this 1622-nucleotide messenger RNA. RefSeq lists its product as uncharacterized. Gene Ontology annotation, biological process: microtubule cytoskeleton organization. The record is from RefSeq and is a predicted model, not a curated record. Lineage: Eukaryota; Viridiplantae; Streptophyta; Magnoliopsida; Lamiales; Lamiaceae. Gene Ontology annotation, cellular component: cytoplasmic microtubule. Gene Ontology annotation, molecular function: microtubule binding.